AUGUCUAUCCCCACUGUGGACGAUGAUAUCAUUGCUAAUUCAAAAUCUCCUCUAUUCGAUGCUAGUACAUUAGGUGGUAAUACUCAACCUUCUGUUAAGUCUGAAUCAGGUAAAACUAAACCUGGCAAGACUGAAUCAAAAGUGAAAAAGAACGGCUCAAGUUCUUUUACUUCCUCUCAGUUAACGGAAACCGUUUCCAUAUCUAAAACAAUACCAGUUACAGGUGAGAGACCCAAGCCAGGUAAUGAAGGACCAAUUCUAAAUGAAGAUGAUGUAUUAUACGCAAUAUUCGUUAUAUUAUGGGAAAGUGAUCCCAAUCAACAGGGUAUGACUGUUAAGCAACUCUGCGAUUUGUUACUCGAGAAACAUCCUGACAUGAAUAACCUUUCAACUAAAUUAUCGAAUUUAAUCUCAGCAAAACUUAACGCCUAUGUUAAGAAAGUUGAAAAGGGAGAAAAAGGACUAGUUUAUUCACUUUCUCGUGAAUGGUCAGAUGCUUCGCCUAGAAGAAUGGUGUACAUUUAUCGUGGUAUCCUUGCUCCUGAUUAUGAAAAGCAUGCUCAGGCAGCAGCUGCCCUUGUAGCUGCUUCAUCUAACUUAUCUGAUCAAGGAUCUGGUUCUCUUGGCAAGAAUAAAUUAAAAGGUAAGAAACAUUCCAACAAAAACUCACAAGAUAUGAGUUUUGAAUCAGAUGGUACUCAGAGAGUAGACAUUAAGGACGGUAUUGUUCCUAGGAGUUCUAGUGCAUUAGGUGGUAUGAAGUCAUCUAAUUUUUCAACUGGAAACUUCGUCAAUGACUUCAAUAUUCCUUAUAUGUCUUCUCCGGUUUCCGUCAGCUUGGCUCCAAAGCUAGGAGAACUUCCUUUGUCUACGAUGAAUCAUGAAUUGGACAUUGAUUCUCACAGUUCACACGCGGGAAAAAGACUUUCAUCCAUGUAUCAAAAUCGUGCUUAUAAAAAGCAGAAAACUGACGCAAUGAAGAUACAUGAGACUCCUGGUUCGGUUCAAAAUGUACAGGGGCAACCCCAAGCAUAUUUAACUAUUGCGGGAUCAACACCUAGGCUUUCAAAGAGCUCGCUAAAACAUAAUGAUGGUAUUUCUACAGCAGCAGCCUCGGAAGCGGCUCAAACAGUUGCCGAAAUCCUUAGAACAGCGAUCACUCAAAAUCCCAUCGUUAUUUCCCCCAAGUCAUCAAAAUCCUCCUCUCCAUUUUCUUCUACUAGUCAGGACAGCGACAAAAGUUCUGUGGAUAAUAAUAAUUGUAAAUGGUUGCAAUCCUUGCGGGAAGGUUUCUUGUUGAAAGAAAUCCCAACACCCGAAUCGCUAUCUCCAGAUGAUUUUGAUGAGUUUUUUGCAUGA
Messenger RNA from Kluyveromyces marxianus DMKU3-1042, 1359 nucleotides. RefSeq names its product Gds1p (gene GDS1). Lineage: Eukaryota; Fungi; Ascomycota; Saccharomycetes; Saccharomycetales; Saccharomycetaceae. The transcript has a single exon. The record is from RefSeq and is a predicted model, not a curated record. The coding region runs from base 1 to 1359 and encodes 452 amino acids.